This is a messenger RNA of Menidia menidia (Atlantic silverside), 2466 nucleotides long. NCBI's taxonomy places the organism in Eukaryota, Metazoa, Chordata, Actinopteri, Atheriniformes, Atherinopsidae. The record is from the annotation of a GenBank genome assembly.
AUGCAGCGCAGAGCGGACCAUCCGCUGACAGCUGAAGUUUACGGAGGGGCGCCCCGGAGCCCGGAGAGCGACCUUGAGCAGAAACCAGCGAAAUUAUCCGGACGCGGCCAGGGCGGGACUCAGGCCGGCCGACUGAGUCCAGCACGACCUCAGACUGAGCUGCACGCCGUUACCUGCUGGUUGGGAGGGAACCCGGUGCCCGGGACAGAAACGCUGUCCUCGUCUUCUCCCCCGGCUCCUCUUUCUCCUCCCUCCUGGCACCCGCAGGCCCAUCUGGACUCCCACUCGGCCCUCUCCCUCCAUGAGGGGCAGGGGGAGGCGGCGGGGGCCCCGGGUGUGGCCCCCCCGGCUCCACUGGGGAACCUGAGAGUCCCAGGUGGACAGUCCCACCACGACGUGUCCACUCUGACCGACCUUUGCUCAAACCUGCCAGAGCUGGAGAUAGUGAGCCUCCUAUCUGAAGGCCAGCCCAACUACACCCUGCGAGCAGACAGUGUGUUUGGAUACGAGGACGACUGGCUGCACACCCCGCUGCUGCCACCAGAGGUCGUGCUGGGUCUCACUCACGAGCAGAUCCAGGAGACGCUCAAGUACUUCUUGCUGUGCUCCGACAGGGUGGGCCAGGUCACCAAGACCUAUCAUGACAUCAAGGCAGUUACCCACCUGCUGGAAGAGAAAGAGCGGGACCUGGAGCUGGCGGCUCGGAUCGGCCAGUCGCUCCUGAAGCAAAACCAGGACCUAACGGCACGCAACGAGGUGCUGGAUGAGCAGCUGGACGUGGCAAAAGAAGAGAUUGCUCAGCUUCGCCACGAGCUCUCCAUGCGGGACGACCUCCUGCAGUUCUACGCCAGCACCGAGGAGAUCGAGAGCGCUCAGGCCCAGUCGCCAAUUAAAAGGAACGAAUCCUCCACUUCUCUGAGCAGCUUUGUCCAUUAUGACUUCCUGCACCAGAAACUGAAGAGUUUAGAGGACGAGAACCGCAAACUGAGACUUGAGGCCACCGAACUCUCAACGGAGACCACAAACUACGAGGAGCAGGAGCAGGAGCUGAUGAUGGUGUGUGUGGAGGAGCUCACCUCCGUCAAUAAGCAGGUGGUGGACCUCUCGGAGGAGUUGGCACGGAAAGUGGAAGAUGGCGUCCGGCAGCAGGAGGAGAUCAGCUCCCUGCUGGCGCAGAUUGUUGACCUGCAGGCCCGAUGCAAAGGGCUGAGCCUUGAGAAUGAGGAGCUGAACCAACACCUCAGUGCAUCCCGCGAGAGGGAGCAGCAGCUUAAGUCAGAGCUGAAGGACUUGCGGGACAAGUACUCAGAGUGUGAGGACAUGCUCCACGAGGCACAGCAGGACAUCAAAAACCUGCGGAACAAGAGCCUGCCGAACAGCACGGUGCAGCGCUACACGGCCCUGGCCUCCGUGCUGCCCAUGGACUCGCUGGCCGCAGAGAUAGAGGGAACCUUCCGGAAAGGCCUGGACACGCCGGCUCCCUCAGAGUACAAGAACCACCCGUGGCGCGUGUUUGAGACGGUGAAGGUGGUGAACAAGGCGGUGCGGAUGCGCUCCCAGUGCCACUCCCCGGGGCUGCCGGGCUCCAGCCCCGUGUCCGUGCGCUCCAGCUGCACCAGCACGCCCCGAACCAGCUACUACGGCUCCGACAACGCCAGCCUCACGCUGGAGGACAAGCCCUGCUCCACUCCCGCCCAGAAGGAGGACAACAGCGUCGGCGGGCCCAAACGCCUGGGCCAGCCGGGUACCCCGGGCGGCCAGGACCUGGAGGCGGCCCUGCGCAGCCUCUCCGCCCGGCAGCAGAGCCACUCCUCCGACCGGCCCUUCUUCGACGUGGAGCGGGAGCGGAAGCUCCGCGCCCUGGCGUCCCACUGCGAGGAGGGCGAGGGCUCCAGCGGCUUCCUGACCCCCAACGACAGCCUGGCCUCCAGCCCCGCCGCCUCCACGGGAACCAACUACUCCAACGGCAGCUCGCGGCACUCCUGCGGAUCCUCCGGGGGCUCCAGGUCCUACCUGCCCGACCGCCUGCAGAUCGUCAAGCCUCUGGAAGGCUCGGUGACGCUGCACCACUGGCAGCAGCUGGCCAAACCCAACCUGGGGGGGAUCCUCCACCCGCGCCCCGGCGUCCUCACCAAGGAUUUCAAGGAGCUAGAGAUUGACAUUCAGCACGUCUACAGCCUGAACGACCUGGAGGAGGACGAGCCCGACCUGACCCAGCUCUCUGGGGCCCACGGCUUAGUCUCCUCAUCGGGUCCCAACCUCCCUCAGACCCCUCCCACUCAUACCAUUACCACCUGCCGAGUCCUCCAACCCUCCCCUCUCAUGCCCUCCUUCUCCACUAGCCUUCGCCCUUUCGUCCUGCCAUCUUGUGGGAACUGGCGGAGCGGCUUCAGCCUGAACCUGGUGGAGAAGCUCCAGAGCCUGGGCCUGCACCGGGUGGCGGCCUGGGGGAUCAAAAAAGUCUGA